AGCUCAGUCCAAAAGAAAAUGGGGUUUGGUGUAAAUCUGGGGGUGUAAUGUUAUCAUAUAUCACGCUACCUCGUAAAACCGACACCGAAGCCUACCGGACAACAAAUCACAUCAAAAUUAUGAGUUCUUCGUAUUAUGUGAACGCUCUUUUUAGCAAAUACACGGCGGGGGCGGCUUCCCUCUUCCAAAAUGCGGAGCCCACGUCUUGCUCCUUCGCCACCAACUCCCAGCGAAGCGGCUAUGGACCGGGCGCCAGCGCCUUCGCCUCCUCCAUGCCCGGCUUGUACAAUGUGAACAGCACCCUAUAUCAAAGCCCGUUCUCCUCCGGAUACGGCCUGGGCUCAGACGCCUACAACCUUCAUUGCUCCUCUUUUGAUCAGAACAUUCCCGUCCUCUGCAGUGACUUAACCAAAUCCAGCUGUGAGAAAGCGGAGGAAGGCAACCUGCACAGCCAGGCUGAGAGUAAUUUCCGGAUAUACCCCUGGAUGAGGUCUUCAGGUCCGGAUAGGAAGCGAGGGCGCCAGACCUACACCCGUUACCAGACCCUGGAGCUGGAGAAGGAGUUCCACUUCAACCGCUAUCUGACCCGCCGGCGGAGGAUAGAGAUCGCCCACGCGCUUUGCCUGACCGAGAGGCAGAUCAAAAUCUGGUUCCAAAACAGGCGCAUGAAAUGGAAGAAGGAGCAUAAAGAGGAGAGCGCCCCGGCCGGCGCCGCCGCUCCCCCCGUCCCCGCCGACGACCACCACAGCGACUCGGCCGCAGCCUCGGUGGAGAAAGUGGAAGACGAAGAGGAAGAGGAGGAAGAGUAG
This is a messenger RNA of Euleptes europaea (tarantolino), 809 nucleotides long. RefSeq names its product homeobox A7 (gene HOXA7). The record is from RefSeq and is a predicted model, not a curated record. Gene Ontology annotation, molecular function: RNA polymerase II cis-regulatory region sequence-specific DNA binding; DNA-binding transcription factor activity, RNA polymerase II-specific. Lineage: Eukaryota; Metazoa; Chordata; Lepidosauria; Squamata; Sphaerodactylidae. Gene Ontology annotation, cellular component: nucleus. Gene Ontology annotation, biological process: anterior/posterior pattern specification; regulation of transcription by RNA polymerase II.